UUCGACUUCCCCGGGUCCCCCGCGCAGACUUCGGGCUCCUCUCCUCCGCCCCUUCGGAGCCGGCUGCUCCCCCGCCCCGUUGCUCCCCCAUUUGUGUACGCUUUUCUUGGGGGGGGUGACCAAAGGGGAUGUCCUGUUUCCACCAGAGACACAGCGCGAAGGGAAAACUUAUCAGACAUUGGAAGGAGCGAGAAUAAACACCUAAGGACCGACACGCAGAUCGGCGGCUGGGUCGGACACUUCAACUUGGGGAUCCCGAGGCGACUGGAGAUAGUCUGCUUGUAAUUGAAGGAAGCGGCUUCUACUUGGGCGUGGCAGGAAAAGUGAGAAAACCACAUGGAAGACUCCCAGGAUUUAAAUGAACUAUCAGUAAAGAAAACGUGCACAGAAGCUGAUGUUUCAGAACCUCAGAAUUCCAGGUCUAUGGAAAUGCAGGACCUGGCAAGUCCUCAUGCUCUUGUCGGAGGUAGUGAUACUCCUGGUAGCUCCAAACUGGAUAAACCUAAUCUCAGCAGCACAUCAGUCACUACAAACGGGACAGGAGUGUCUCUUCUUGCAGUCAAAACAGAGCCUUUGAACAGCAGUGAAACCACAACCACGACUGGAGAUGGAGCGCUUGACACUUUUACUGGGUCAGUAAUAACGAGUAGUGGCUACAGCCCCCGGUCAGCGCAUCAGUACUCCCCUCAGCUGUACCCAUCCAAGCCCUAUCCACACAUUCUUUCUACACCAGCAGCUCAAACAAUGUCUGCCUACGCGGGCCAGACUCAGUAUUCAGGAAUGCAGCAGCCCGCCGUCUACACAGCCUACUCACAGACCGGACAGCCCUACAGCCUGCCCACUUACGAUCUGGGUGUGAUGUUGCCAGCCAUCAAGACUGAGGGUGGCCUUUCCCAAACUCAGUCACCAUUGCAGAGUGGCUGCCUCAGUUACAGCCCAGGGUUUUCGACCCCACAACCGGGCCAGACACCUUACUCUUACCAAAUGCCAGGUUCUAGUUUUGCACCAUCGUCUACUAUUUAUGCAAAUAAUUCAGUUUCGAAUUCAACAAGUUUCAGUGGUUCACAACAGGAUUAUCCAUCCUAUACAGCCUUUGGCCAAAACCAGUAUGCACAGUAUUACUCAGCAUCAACGUAUGGAGCGUAUAUGACGUCAAAUAACACCGCCGACUGCACGUCAUCAUCAACCUCCACUUAUCAGUUGCAAGAAUCUCUGCCGGGGCUGACUACCCAACCAGGAGAGUUUGAUACUGUGCAGAGCCCCUCUACACCCAUCAAAGAUCUUGAUGACCGAACAUGUAGGAGUUCCGGAUCAAAGUCCCGAGGAAGAGGCCGGAAAAAUAACCCCUCCCCACCUCCCGACAGCGACCUAGAGCGUGUGUUUGUCUGGGAUUUGGAUGAAACCAUCAUUGUUUUUCACUCACUCCUCACCGGGUCUUAUGCACAGAAGUAUGGCAAGGAUCCCCCCAUGGCUGUAACCCUAGGACUCCGAAUGGAGGAAAUGAUUUUCAAUCUUGCUGAUACACAUUUGUUUUUUAAUGAUUUAGAGGAGUGCGAUCAAGUUCAUAUAGAUGAUGUGUCCUCUGACGAUAACGGGCAGGACUUGAGUACCUACAGUUUUGCAACUGAUGGCUUCCAUGCAGCUGCAAGUAGUGCAAACCUUUGUUUGCCAACAGGUGUAAGAGGAGGAGUGGACUGGAUGAGGAAGUUGGCUUUUCGUUACAGAAGAGUAAAAGAGUUAUAUAACACCUACAAGAACAAUGUCGGAGGACUCCUUGGCCCUGCCAAGAGGGAUGCCUGGCUGCAGCUGAGGGCAGAGAUUGAAGGCCUGACAGAUUCCUGGCUCACAAAUGCACUUAAGUCUUUAUCGAUUAUUAGUACUAGGAGUAACUGUGUAAAUGUCUUGGUAACAACAACCCAACUGAUCCCAGCACUGGCCAAGGUUCUCCUCUAUAGCUUAGGAGGUGCUUUCCCCAUUGAAAAUAUUUACAGUGCAACUAAAAUAGGAAAAGAAAGUUGCUUUGAACGAAUAAUGCAAAGGUUUGGCAGAAAAGUAGUAUAUGUUGUAAUUGGGGAUGGUGUAGAAGAAGAACAGGCAGCAAAAAAGCACAACAUGCCCUUUUGGAGGAUAUCGAGUCACUCGGACCUCUUGGCUCUUCAUCAAGCACUGGAAUUAGAGUAUUUGUAACUGUGUUCUCUAGCUGGAGAUCCAUGUUUUUUAUAUUUCAAGUACACUGAAUUUUUAUGUGUGAUUCAAUGCCUCUGGCUCUACACAUAUAAAUUGUCUUAAAGGAUGAAAUCGUAUUCGGGAUGAGAAUUCCAGAAUGAAGAAUUCAGAUUGCUGAAUGGAAUUAAACUUUAGUGCUACAGAAAGGAAACUCUAUGGUCUUACAUUUGCAACAUGUUAAUGUUUUUUUUAAAAAAAAAAAUCUGUGGAAGUUGCUGAUGCACAAGGAAUGAGUCCUAACUGGAACGAACAGCUUUAGCAAAGAACGCUUAACCCUCCCAAGCAGCAGCACCUGAGCUCCAUGUGACAAGGUGAUCAACAACAUUCCUCAAAAUGGGAGUUCUCUCAGCCCUGAGGUUUGAAUCUGACUUUAGCCUACCUAGCCCAGAAAAUCUGAAUUGGAAUGCACUCAGACUGUAUAAGGACAGUCCUAUCUAGACCUGUAAUUUGUGUAAAUUAUCUAUGAAAAUAAUUUACUGUGACUCUGUUAGCAGCUGACUUUGAAAGUGGAUGCAAUUUUUCUUUCAUUUGUCCGGGAGGGGAAGGGAGGGGAAACGGGAAUAUAAUAUUGUCUCUUCUUUAAGUUUGGCAGACAGAAUGUUCAUAUUGAUGUGUUGUGCCUUAAAGACAAGACAGCAUUUGUGUGUUACAAUGUAACUUUGGUUUAAAAAAAAGUCUCUGUAGAUAAUGAAAAACUAAAUCCUUUGUACUAAUUAUUAAUAUGACCAAAUUUAAAAUUUAAGCUAUCAAAGUGUACUACUACAUCAACAAGAAACCAAGUAUUUGUUGCAAAAAGAAGCCAGUAGUAAUAAGGGAAAGCCUGUAUUUUGCUUGGGUUCUUAAUAAUUCCAAUAUUGUGUGAGGCAAUUAUCUGUGCAUCCAACCAUAAGGAGAAAGUUUAGGAGAGACGUGGGACCUUACAUAGAAAGUAAAAUGUGUGUUGAACUCUCAAGUAUCUUUUCUUCCUGACGAAAGCUAAGGGCCAUAUUCAUGACAACUUGCACAAUUUUGAGUUUGAGACUUUUGGUCCAUGUGAAUUCUGUAGAGAAAUGAAAAUUAUUGCCUGUUAUCAACCAAAUGAGUUUAGAAUAUGCUGUGGACAUAAAAUCCACAUUGAGUAAAUAUGACUUAAGUACAACUAAGUACACUUAUUCCCAGAGUCACUUGAGAAAAUGAAUUGUCAUCAGUCAUGAAAGGUGGAUGCACCAGAUGGCUUUGAAGAAGUGAAGCGAGUAUGAAAAUUUCACCUAGAAUAUUAUCGUAGAGCUAAAUUAGCAAGUGAGCCACAUCUUGGCAGCUUUACCCAAUUACAACAGUGAAAUAGUACUGGUUCUGUCUUAACACAUCAAUCCAAGGUCUUUGCAUUGCAGUCUUGGGUGUGCUGGUUUUUGCCUGCUCUGUUCCUAAACAGUGACUGCAUUCAUUGCAGUGAGGACCUAUCAUUGUUGCAUUUGCAUGUUUUUUUUCUUGGUGUGUACCCCUUGUUGGCAACACGAUUCAGGUUCUCCCGUCAUUUUCUAUGACAUGAUGUCCCUUGUAGAAAUUUAAGACUUUCAGAUCUAAAGUGUUCUGGUGGUGUCAGCACCUGCAGCUGUGUAUUUAAAAUGGCAAGGAUACAGAGUUGUAACUGAUUCUCAGUAGUUUGUGCACUAAAAUCUUUAAUAUUUAUUACUGCUAUUAAAAAUUAUUUUUGGCUGUAUAACCAGUUUCCUUCAAAGACAGAAUUAUUACGCUAUAUCUAAAUUUUUGGAUUCAGUUUUUGUAUCAAGUAAGCAAGCCCUCUUAUGUUGCUAAAGGUGCGGGUACAGAAAGAAACACCAAGAAGCUAUCUGAUCGUAUCUCCCAGUGCUUCUUAACACACACACGCACACACACACACACACACACACACACACACACCCCUUUCUUUCUGGUUAUAUGUGCAGAAAGCCUGAAUGUGACAUUGGCACAGAACAGCUUGGGAGAUGCCAAGCCACAGGCAUGGCCUGGUCAUGUGACUUUUAAGCACGCUGAAAGUAGAACUCGUCCCUCCCUGUCUUAGAAGCAGAAAGUCCUCUUCCUUUCUGGUCAGAAAACAAGACAAAUCAAUAAAUAACCUAGCUCUUUGCCAGUUCUAUUUACUUGUGGAAUAUUGUGCCUUAUUGUGAACUAGUUUGAAAAGUCUUCUGUAUCUAGAAAGGAUUUUUGGCUUAAAUUUACCAAGAUGAUCUGUCACUAGGGAAGAUAACCACCUGUGUUGCACCUUAAAAAAAAAAUCAAGGCUGUGUAAUCAGUAAUAACAUAGGUGGCCUGGCUGUGACAUUAUAGCUUAUGACAAUGACACUAUAUCCCUGAAAAUGUAUAAAUCAGAUUCAGAGACAAAAAUAUUUUAGAAUCGUACAGUUUAUUUGCAAAGAAAUAGGAACAACUGUCUCUAAAAAUGCUUUUUUCUUUAGUCUCUGAUGGGCUAAGGUUCAAAAUAAUGACAGCAGCAUGCUCCACUAUGAAGUUGUUUUUGUAAAGCACAUUUGUCUGUGACCUGCCUGCGUUUUCCAUGAAUAUGGCACCUGGUAUUUCUUUUUAAACAGACAUAAGCAUCAUUGAGCCAAAGUUGCAUUUUGACUCCCAACUAUGGCAGAAUUGUGGAAAUCUCGCAGUCCAAGUCAAGGGAUUCUGUUAUGUAUUAGCAAAGUAUGGAUUAUUGGGGCCUCCCUAAUUUAAAGAAAUGUAAAU
Molecule: messenger RNA, 4938 nt
Organism: Fukomys damarensis (Damara mole-rat)
Lineage: Eukaryota; Metazoa; Chordata; Mammalia; Rodentia; Bathyergidae
Gene: Eya4
Product: EYA transcriptional coactivator and phosphatase 4
Exons: 19
Coding region: 337-2187 (616 amino acids)
Biological process (GO): cell differentiation; negative regulation of extrinsic apoptotic signaling pathway in absence of ligand; multicellular organism development
Cellular component (GO): nucleus
Molecular function (GO): protein tyrosine phosphatase activity
Source: RefSeq, a predicted model, not a curated record